CAAUGUUAUUGUCAGUUUAAACAUUAACUUUCAGGAUGAGACUCCGGACAUUUCCGACGCUGCACUCUGAGGACGUACAGACGACAGUAUGAGCAGCUUUGGGGAGAUCCUGAAGGAGAUUGGAGAGUUUGGUUUAUUUCAGAAGCGUUUAGUCGCUGCGUUAUGUAUUCCCAGCAUUUUCGUUGCUUUUGAUGUGAUUGGACAAGUGUUUACAGGCAUGAACUUCCCUCAUCACUGUAACACUGACUGGAUCUUGGACCGAGGACCCAACCUGACUGUGGAGAGACAGAUAAAUCUCACCAUCCCUGUGAACAAAGAUGGAAAGUAUGAGAGCUGUGAAAUGUUCACACCUGUGGAUUGGGAUUUGGAAAAGAUUGAAGCAUUUGGGAUUAACACAACAACAGGAUGCAUGAAUGGAUCCGAUUACGAGACACCCAAAGGUGCCUCCAGCAUCGUGACAGAUUUUGAUCUGGUGUGUGACAGGAGCAGUCUCAUUGAGGUUUCACAAUCCAUAUACAUGGCCGGUCUCCUGGUUGGAGCGUUGGUGUUUGGGCUGAUGGCUGACAGGUUUGGUCGACGCUUCGUGGUCCUCCUCUCGCUCCUUCAGCUACUGCUGUGUGGUGUCGCUGCUGCUUUCUCACCCAACAUCUAUGUCUACAUCGUUAUCAAAUUCUUAAGUGGCAUCUCAAUUUCUGGCAUCAUUACUAAUGCAUUUGUCAUAGGUGGAGAAUGGAGUGAUUCUUCCAAGUUUGCUCUCUGCACCAUCAUCUGCCACUCUACAUUUCCUCUUGGACUGAUGAUGAUGUCUGGCAUUGCGUAUCUGAUCCGUGACUGGAGGAUCCUGCAGCUGGUGCUCUUCUGCCCUCUUGUCCUUGUUCUGGGAAUCUUUUACUGGAUUCUUCCAGAGUCAGCUCGCUGGCUCCUCACCCAGGGCAAGAAGAAGGAGGCUAUAAAGGAAAUCUGCAGGGCAGCUAAGGUGAAUGGGAGGAAGGUCCCAGAAGACCUGGUAGAGAGGCUGGAAGCUGCAGGAACAUCCAAAAGAGGAAACAUGUUGGACAUCUUCAGGAUCUCCUACCUGAGAAAACGUGCUCUUGUAAUGAGCUUCAACUGGUUUGCAACUAGUCUGAUGUACUAUGGACUGAGCCUGAAUGUCGGAAACUUUGGUCUGGAUAUCUACCUCACGCAGUUCAUCUUUGGUCUCGUAGAAGUCCCUGCACGUCUGGGCUCUUUACCACUCAUCCAGCACUUUGGGAGGAGGAUAAGUCUAGCUGGGGUCCUGGUCUUUGCAGGUUUUACUUGUCUUGGGAUACUUGUGAUUCCAAAAGAUCUUCCUCAGGUCGUAACAGCCUUAGCUGUUCUUGGAAAAUUUGCAGCAACUACCUCUUUCUCAAUAGUCUAUGUUUACACAGCAGAACUAUACCCCACUGUUGUGAGGCAGAAUGGUGUAGGUCUGAACGCCAUGUGUGCUCGUGUGGCGGGAAUCCUGGCUCCAUUGGUCAGUCUCCUGGACGUCUACCAUUACACCAUCCCAAUGCUAAUAUACGGCACCAUCCCCAUUGCUGCUGGAGGUUUCUGUUUACUACUGCCUGAAACCUGCAACGUUGAACUGCAGGACCACACUGAACCAAGGGAACCUGAGAAUGGAGCUGCUGAGAUUUAAUUUAAUUUAGAAAAGAGCACAAAAUUAUAAUUCACAUGAGCAAAACAGAUUUCAGAGUUUAUAAUAUCAGGAACUAUGGCGUGUUUUCCACUUAACUGAUAGAGUGGUAACAGUAAUUUGUCAGACCAACUUUGAUCAGCUGACCAAAAUAAUCUCAUGUUCUAAACCAACAACUUGUAUCUUAGAUCCCAUUCUAUAAAAUAACUUAACGAAAUUCUGCCCCUAGCUGAUAGUACUUUACUGAACACAAUUAACCUGUCAUUAUCAUGAGAAUAUGUACCACAGUUCUUCAAACUAGCUGUGAUCAAACCCCUUCUCAAAAAAUCUGCCCUGGACCAUGAGGCUUUAGCCAACUACAGACCUAUAUCCAACCUUCCCUUCCUGUCUAAAAUCCUUGAAAAAGUUGUAGCCAAUCAGCUGUGUGAGUUUCUCCAGGAAAGUUACGUAUAUCAAAACUUUAAGUCGGGGUUUAGAGCAAAAGUCACCAAUGACCCUCCAAUAGUUUCAGAUCAGGGAUUUGUGUCAGUCCUCGUUCUGCUAGAUGUUAGUGAAGCAUUCGACACUCGUGACCAUCACAUUUUAUUACAGAGACUACAACAGUUAAUUAGCUUUAAAGGAACCACACUAAACUGGUUUAAAUCAUAUUUGUCAGAUCAAUUCCAUUCGUGCAAAUUAAUGAUGAGUCUGCGCGCACCAAAGUUAACCAAGGUGUUCCACAGGGCUCUGUGCUCGGCCCAAUUUUAUUCUCAUUUUAUAUGCUUCCACUAGGAAAAAUUAUCAGGACACACUCUGUAAAUUUCCACUGCUAUGCGGAUGACACCCACUUAUACUUGUCAAUAAAACCUGAACAAUGUAAUCAAUUAACGAAACUCCAAGCAUGUCUCAAGGACUUAAAAACAUGGAUGACCCACAAUUUUCUCUUAUUAAAUUCAGAUAUAACAGAGGAUAUAAUACUUGGCCCUAAACACCUUAGAGAUACAUUAUCUAAUGAUAUAGCUGCACUAGAUGACAUUGCCCUUGCUUCCAAUGAAACAGUCAGGAACUUGAGAGUGAUCUUAGAUCCCGAUUUGUCCUUUAAUUCUCACUUAAAACCAAAUUAUAGGACAGCCUUCUUCCACUGGGUAAAUAUCUAAAAAAUAAGGUAUGUUCCUUCUCAAAAAGAUGCAGAAAAGUAGUCCACGCCUUUGUUACAUCCAGACUUGAUUAUUUGAAUUCCUUAUUAUCAGGCUCCAGCGGUAAGUCGUUAGAGACUCUGCAGCUUGUCCAAAAUGCUGCAGCACGAGUCCUGAAGAGAACCAAGAAAAGAGAGCACAUUUCUCCUGUGUUAGCUUCGCUACACUGGCUUCCAGUUAAAUCUAGAAUAGGAUUUAAAUUCUCCUCCCCACCUUCAAGGCCCUUAAUAAUAUGGCACCAUUAUACCUCAAAGAGCUGAGAGUACCUUAUCAACCCACUAGAGCGCUGCGCUCCCAGAAUGCAAAUGGCUGCAAUAAAACAGAGUGAAACAUUUAAAGGGGUCUGAAUACUUUCCGUACCCACUGUAUGUUUGUAAAUGGCAGUGGCAUGGCCACCCUGUACCUUGCACAUGUUUAAAUU
Messenger RNA from Limanda limanda (common dab), 3253 nucleotides. Its product is annotated as solute carrier family 22 member 13-like. The transcript has 10 exons. Gene Ontology annotation, molecular function: transmembrane transporter activity. Gene Ontology annotation, biological process: transmembrane transport. NCBI's taxonomy places the organism in Eukaryota, Metazoa, Chordata, Actinopteri, Pleuronectiformes, Pleuronectidae. The coding region runs from base 89 to 1660 and encodes 523 amino acids. The record is from RefSeq and is a predicted model, not a curated record. Gene Ontology annotation, cellular component: membrane.